GACAAUCACCAUUCUAAACUGCAGACUGUGUCACUAGUCCAAAACUUUCUUCCCUUAAUUUUUUUUUUCGUCGUAUCCGAACCGGUCGAACCGAGCCGAAACUAUGGGAGUGCCUGCAUUUUACCGGUGGCUCGCGGACCGGUACCCGCUCACGAUCGCCGAUGUAGUGGAGGAAGAGCCCACCGUCGGUGACGACGGCGUUCCGUUGCCUAUUGAUGUGUCUAAACCUAAUCCCAAUGGCAUGGAGUUCGACAACUUGUACUUGGACAUGAACGGUAUGGUUCACCCUUGUUUUCACCCGGAUGGCAAGCCAGCACCUGCUACCUAUGAUGAUGUAUUCAAAUCAAUAUUUGAUUACAUUGACCAUAUCUUUUCGUUGGUUCGUCCAAGGAAGCUUGUCUACCUUGCACUUGAUGGUGUUGCGCCAAGGGCCAAAAUGAAUCAGCAACGUUCUCGGCGCUUCCGAGCUGCAAAAGAUGCAGCUGAGGCUGAAGCUGAAGAGGAAAGGUUGAGGAAAGAAUUUGAGUGUGAGGGAAAACUUUUGUCUUCUAAAGACAAGCCUGAGACUUCAGACUCAAAUGUCAUUACCCCUGGCACUCAAUUUAUGACAGCACUGUCAGUGGCUCUUCAAUAUUAUAUACAGACAAGAUUGAACAACCAUCCUGGCUGGCAGAAACUAAAGGUUAUACUUUCUGAUUCAAAUGUGCACGGUGAGGGAGAACAUAAAAUAAUGGAAUACAUCCGAUUACAACGCAACGUUCCUGGUUUCAAUCCAAAUACUCAACAUUGUUUGUAUGGGUUGGAUGCUGAUUUGAUUAUGCUUUCCUUAGCUACACAUGAGGUUCACUUCUCAAUAUUGAGGGAGGUUAUUACUUUACCUGGACAACAGGAUAAGUGUUUUUUGUGUGGCCAAGUUGGCCAUUUUGCGGCUGAUUGUCAUGGUAAGCCAGGCACUAAAGCUGAGGACUGCAAUCCUGCUGAUGAUAACCCAAUUCACAAAAAGAAAUAUCAGUUUCUUAAUAUCUGGGUGCUGCGUGAAUAUUUGCAAUAUGAAUUGGAGAUUCCCAACCCUCCUUUUGAGAUUGACUUUGAACGAGUAGUGGAUGAUUUUGUAUUUCUGUGCUUCUUUGUUGGCAAUGACUUUCUUCCGCAUAUGCCAACAUUAGAGAUCAGGGAGGGGGCUAUAAAUUUAUUGAUGCAUAUGUAUAGAAAGGAAUUUACUGCCAUGGGUGGUUAUCUUACUGAUGUGGGUGAGGUUUUCUUAGAUAGAGUGGAACAUUUCAUCCAGUCUGUCGCUGUUCAUGAAGAUCAAAUCUUUCAGAAACGAGUUCGGAUUCAGCAGGCUGCAGAAUAUAAUGAAGAGAUGAAAGCUAGGGCAAGAGGAGAAAUGCCUGAAGAGCCACGAGCCUCAUUUGUGGAUAAGGUUAAGCUAGGGGAGCCUGGAUUCAAGGAAAGGUAUUAUGUUGAAAAGUUUGGUGUAUCAAAUCUGGAGGAGAUUGAUAAAAUUAAGAAAGAUACAGUCUUGAAAUAUGUAGAAGGCCUUUGUUGGGUUUGCCGGUAUUAUUAUAAGGGUGUCUGCUCAUGGAAAUGGUAUUACCCAUAUCAUUAUGCUCCAUUUGCUUCUGAUUUUAAAAAUCUACGUGAUCUCGAAAUAACUUUUUUCCCGGGAGAGCCAUUUAAACCAUUUGAUCAACUCAUGGGGACCCUACCUGCUUCAAGUUCAAGUGCACUGCCUAAAAAUUAUAGGGAUUUGAUGAAUGAUCCUUCAUCACCUAUUUUUCACUUCUACCCUGCUGAUUUUGAGAUUGAUAUGAAUGGCAAACGAUUUGCAUGGCAGGGUGUUGCCAAGUUGCCAUUUAUUGAUGAGAAGAAAUUGCUUGCUGCCACAAGGAAGAUUGAAGACACAUUAACGGAGGAAGAACAGCUUCGGAACAGUGUGAUGCUUGAUUUGCUUUAUGUCAACCGUGUGCAUGAUUUGGCUUCGCAUAUCUUAUUGUAUUACAAAGUUUGUAGUCAAUCACCCCCACAUGAAAGAUGUGUUUGGCCAAUUGACAAAAAUGCUAGUGGUGGGAUGAAUGGAUAUCUUUGGUUAUGUGAAGGAAAUGUUCUCAGCACUGUUGUAUCUUCCCCCAUCAAUGGAUGGCAAGAUAUUGAGUGUAACCAAGUCUUAAAUAUUACAUAUCUUAAUCCUCUUAGACAUGGACAUAUUGCAAAACCUCCUGACGGUGUCGUAGUACCCAAGAAGGUUUUAAAAGCCAUUGAUAUUAAACCUUAUCCUUUACUAUGGCAUGAAGACAAUGUUGGUCGGCGACUGCAAGGCAGAGAAAGGCCACAACUACCUGCAGCAAUAGCUGGAAUUCAGCUAGGAGAAGCAGCUCACCGUCUUGUCAAGAACACCCUUAACAUUAAAUUGAAUAAUACAACCCAUUUGUUGGAGCAACCUCCAGUCCGUCAUACAAUGAACGGGCUCUCAGCUGGACCCUCUGGAUAUGGAAAAUAUUAUGGUGAGAUUACAAACGGUUAUAAUGGACAGUAUAAUCCCCAUGGCAUAAUGACUGGACCUAGAUAUCCAAUCUCAUCUAACGGUGGAAAGGAUGACAGGCAGAAUUUUAGGAUACGAGAUAGGUCACAGCAUCAAGAACAGUUCCACAACGUGAAGACAGGGUUCUCUGCUUUAACAAUGGAGGAAGGAGUAAGACCUGGGUCUUCGAGGUUGCCAAAUUCCAGACAUACAACCAAUUUACAACCCCAAUUUGUGCAGAACAUGGGUCCUCCAAUACCACCAAAGUGGAUCACUAAAGCGCCACCUAUGAAUGGAAUGUAUACUGGGCAGCAGGAAGCUACGUUGGGGGCAGCAGCUUAUCAUAAGCAUACGAAGAAGGUUUACCAAGUUUACCAAGUAAAAACAGGUCAGCCCCAAGAUACACCAGAAUAUGGGAAUCAAUAAUGGUUGUUGUGGAUUUUAUUUGCCUUGUGUUUGAGGUGCCUUUGCUUCUCUCUGCCGGUUGCUCAAAUUGGAGCUGUGCUCUCUAUGGUCAUCCUUGUUCAAUAAUUUAUUAUAGGGGCGCAUUAAUUAGAUUGCCAUUUGAUAUCCAAUGCAAUUGGAAGAGCAAUGCUGUUCAAAGUUUUCUAUGAUACUAAUGUGCAGUGAAUGUGCUGCUCUGCUCUGCCCUGCCUUGAAUAGACACGGAAAGGUGCAAGAGUGCUAUAAGAUAUUUACAAUUUUUCUUGCAUUUCAAGUUUUAAACAAAUACUCAUGGAAAUGGUAUAGGCCAUGGAGAAUAUCAGCUUGCGUGGUGUUAAAAACAAUUUGCAGUCUAGGUAUCAGCAUAGGUGGUGUUUAGUUCCAUGGCAUGGAACUAGGUUAUUGUGUUGUGUAUGUAAAAUCCUGUAGGGCUUAGCAGCUUUGCUUAACCAGUUAAUCUGUAUAUACCUGAUGUGCAUAGAAUGUUGAAUAUUUGUCUGGGAUUGUUAUUCCCAGCAUCUGUAUGUUGCAUAGGAUAUGAAAGUUAUUAUGUGGAGUCGGCUGCUCGUGACUAGUGAAACAAUUAUUAGGUUGAUGAACAAGAAAGGGACUUGGGGAGGGUGAGUUGACUUUAAAGCAUAUUUUCCAGGUUGGUAACAGAUUCUUGUAACUGCUAACGGUUUCCUAUAUAAGCAUCUAAUUAUUAGGAAC
Molecule: messenger RNA, 3676 nt
Organism: Gastrolobium bilobum
Lineage: Eukaryota; Viridiplantae; Streptophyta; Magnoliopsida; Fabales; Fabaceae
Product: 5'-3' exoribonuclease 4-like
Exons: 22
Coding region: 104-2947 (947 amino acids)
Biological process (GO): nuclear-transcribed mRNA catabolic process
Cellular component (GO): nucleus
Molecular function (GO): RNA binding; zinc ion binding; 5'-3' RNA exonuclease activity
Source: RefSeq, a predicted model, not a curated record